Strongylus vulgaris is the source of this 978-nucleotide messenger RNA. Lineage: Eukaryota; Metazoa; Nematoda; Chromadorea; Rhabditida; Strongylidae. The record is from the annotation of a GenBank genome assembly.
AUGCUAAAUAUUGAGGUGAAAAAAGUGCUACUUCGUCUUAAUUUACGAGACCCCUCAAUCACCUGGUACCACAACGACAAGAAACUUGAGAGCAGCGAAGAGAUCAAAGUGAAAUUCGAAGAAGAAACUGGAAAGACGUCAAUUCGCAUCUAUAAACCCCAACUCGCUCACAAUGGUACCGUUCGGGUAAUCGCUGAGAAUGAGUUUGGUCGUGCGGAAGCCACUGCUACAUUAAAGGUUGAACGAAAGACUGAAGUACCAAAGUUCACUAGUAAUAUGGAUGAUAGGCAGGUUAAUGAAGGCGAUACGGUAAAGUAUACGUCAACUGUGGAAGGAUUCCCAGAACCUACGGUAGAAUGGUUCCUGAAUGGGGAACCUGUAAGCAAAUAUCCAAAUAUUACUGUUACUGAAAGUGCUGGACAACAUACUAUAGAGAUCAAAGAAAUUACCCCAGAGCAAUCUGGAGAGCUCUCUUGCCAGGCAUCUAAUGCUGGUGGAAUGAAGAAGCAGAAUGUGAUUCUGAACGUCAAACGAGUUGGCGAGGCGCCAACUUUCGCGAAAAAUCUAGAAGAUCGUAUGGUUACCGAAGGAGAAGUCACUAUCAUGGAGGCUAAACUCAAUCAGGUCAAACCAAAGCCAACAAUUACAUGGCUACGAGACGGCAAAGAGUUCAAGAGUGAUGAUCACUUUGUGCUUUCUGAACAAGAAGAUGGCACCCUACAGUUGAAAAUCAUUUCGACAAAAAUGGAAGACAAAUGCAGAGUUACAAUCAAAGCUGAGAAUUACUUUGGAACUGCUGAAACUUCUGCCUCUUUGGGUGUGAUAAAACCACGCCCAAUGGCGAAACCAGCUUUCCAAAGCGAUAUUGCACCAAUUCAUCUCACCGAGGGUGAUUCGCUACAGACAAAACUUUUGAUUACUGGUGAUCCAACGCCAUUUGUCAAAUGGUACAUCAAUAACCAGUGGAUCUUUUUGUAA